Mandrillus leucophaeus (drill) is the source of this 3781-nucleotide messenger RNA. It is a transcript of the gene LRIG3, whose product is annotated as leucine-rich repeats and immunoglobulin-like domains 3. Gene Ontology annotation, molecular function: protein binding. The coding region runs from base 285 to 3362 and encodes 1025 amino acids. NCBI's taxonomy places the organism in Eukaryota, Metazoa, Chordata, Mammalia, Primates, Cercopithecidae. The record is from RefSeq and is a predicted model, not a curated record. The transcript has 18 exons.
GAAAAAGUUUUUUUUGCGUACAAGAAGGGGCUUCGGCGAGCCGACGCUGCUCAAGCUGCAACUCUGUUGCAGUUGGCAGUUCUUUUCAGUUUCCCUCCUGCUGUUUGGGGGCAUGAAAGGGCUUCGCCGCCGGGAGUAAAAGAAGGAAUUGACCGGGAAGCGCGAGGAACAAGCGCGCACGCGGCCGGGAGGGCGGGCGUGCACCCUCGGCUGGAAGUUUGUGCCGGGCCCCGAGCGCGCGCCAGCUGGGAGCGUCGGGCAGAGACAGAGGCCGCUGGACCGCGAUGAGCGCGCCGAGUCUCCGUGCGCGCGCGGCGGCGUUGGGGCUGCUGCUGUGCGCGGUACUGGGGCGCGCGGGCCGGUCCGAUAGCGGCGGCCGCGGGGCACUUGGGCAGCCCUCCGGGAUAGCCGCCGAGCGCCAGUGCCCCACUACCUGCCGCUGCCUCGGGGACCUGCUGGACUGCAGUCGCCAGCGGCUAGCGCGUCUUCCCGAGCCGCUCCCGCCCUGGGUCGCUCGGCUGGACUUAAGUCACAACAGAUUAUCUUUCAUCAAGGCAAGUUCCAUCAGCCACCUUCAAAGCCUUCGAGAAGUGAAACUGAACAACAACGAAUUGGAGACCAUUCCAAAUCUGGGACCAGUCUCGGCAAAUAUUACACUUCUCUCCUUGGCUGGAAACAGGAUUGUUGAAAUACUACCUGAACAUCUGAAAGAGUUUCAGUCCCUUGAAACUUUGGACCUUAGCAGCAACAAUAUUUCAGAGCUCAAAACUGCGUUUCCACCCCUACAGCUCAAAUAUCUGUAUCUCAACAGCAACCGAGUCACAUCAAUGGAAUCUGGGUAUUUUGACAGUUUGGCCAAUACACUCCUUGUGUUAAAGCUGAACAGGAACCGAAUCUCAGCUAUCCCACCCAAGAUGUUUAAACUGCCCCAACUACAACACCUCGAAUUGAACCGAAACAAGAUUAAAAACGUAGAUGGACUGACAUUCCAAGGGCUUGGUGCUCUGAAGUCUCUGAAAAUGCAAAGAAAUGGAGUAACAAAACUUAUGGAUGGAGCUUUUUGGGGGCUGAGCAACAUGGAAAUUUUGCACCUGGACCAUAACAACCUAACAGAGAUUACCAAAGGCUGGCUUUACGGCUUGCUGAUGCUGCAGGAGCUUCAUCUCAGCCAAAAUGCCAUCAACAGGAUCAGCCCUGAUGCCUGGGAGUUCUGCCAGAAGCUCAGUGAGCUGGACCUAACUUUCAAUCACUUAUCAAGGUUAGAUGAUUCAAGCUUCCUUGGCCUCAGCUUACUAAAUACACUGCACAUUGGCAACAACAGAGUCAGCUACAUUGCUGAUGGUGCCUUCCGGGGGCUUUCCAGUUUAAAGACUUUGGAUCUGAAGAACAAUGAAAUUUCCUGGACUAUUGAAGACAUGAAUGGUGCUUUCUCUGGGCUUGACAAACUGAGGCGGCUGAUACUCCAAGGAAAUCGGAUCCGAUCUAUUACUAAAAAAGCCUUCACUGGUUUGGAUGCAUUGGAGCAUCUAGACCUGAGUGACAACGCAAUCAUGUCUUUACAAGGCAAUGCAUUUUCACAAAUGAAGAAACUGCAACAAUUGCAUUUAAAUACAUCAAGUCUUUUGUGUGAUUGCCAACUAAAAUGGCUCCCACAGUGGGUGGUGGAAAACAACUUUCAGAGCUUUGUAAAUGCCAGUUGUGCCCAUCCUCAGCUACUAAAAGGAAGAAGCAUUUUUGCUGUUAGCCCAGAUGGCUUUGUGUGUGAUGAUUUUCCCAAACCCCAGAUCACGGUGCAGCCAGAAACACAGUCGGCAAUAAAAGGUUCCAAUUUGAGUUUCAUCUGCUCAGCUGCCAGCAGCAGUGAUUCCCCAAUGACUUUUGCUUGGAAAAAAGACAAUGAACUACUGCAUGACGCCGAAAUGGAAAAUUAUGCACACCUCCGGGCCCAGGGCGGCGAGGUGAUGGAGUAUACCACCAUCCUUCGGCUGCGCGAGGUGGAAUUUGCCAGUGAGGGGAAAUAUCAGUGUGUCAUCUCCAAUCACUUUGGUUCAUCCUACUCUGUCAAAGCCAAGCUUACAGUAAAUAAAACGCCAUCAUUUUUGCGGCCUCUGUUGGACCGAACGGUAACCAAGGGAGAAACGGCCGUCCUACAGUGCAUUGCUGGAGGAAGCCCUCCCCCCAGAUUGAACUGGACCAAAGAUGAUAGCCCUUUGGUGGUAACCGAGAGGCACUUUUUUGCAGCAGGCAAUCAGCUUCUGAUUAUCGUGGACUCAGAUGUCAGUGAUGCUGGGAAAUACACAUGUGAGAUGUCUAAUACCCUUGGCACUGAGAGAGGAAACGUGCGCCUCAGUGUGAUCCCCACUCCGACCUGCGACUCCCCUCAGAUGACUGCCCCAUCGUUAGACGAUGACGGAUGGGCCACUGUGGGUGUCGUGAUCAUAGCCGUGGUUUGCUGUGUGGUGGGCACGUCGCUCGUGUGGGUGGUCAUCAUAUACCACACAAGGCGGAGGAAUGAAGAUUGCAGCAUUACCAACACAGAUGAGACCAACUUGCCAGCAGAUAUUCCUAGUUAUUUGUCAUCUCAGGGAACGUUAGCUGACAGGCAGGAUGGGUACGUGUCUUCAGAAAGUGGAAGCCACCACCAGUUUGUCACAUCUUCAGGUGCUGGAUUUUUCUUACCACAACAUGACAGUAGUGGGACCUGCCAUAUUGACAACAGCAGUGAAGCUGACGUGGAAGCUGCCACAGACCCGUUCCUUUGUCCCUUUUUGGGAUCUACAGGCCCUGUGUAUUUGAAGGGAAAUCUGUAUGGCUCAGAUCCUUUUGAAACGUAUCAUACAGGUUGCAGUCCUGAUCCAAGAACAGCUUUAAUGGACCACUAUGAGCCCAGGUACAUAAGGAAAAAGGAGUGCUACCCAUGUUCUCAUCCUUCAGAAGAAUCCUGCGAACGGAGCUUCAGUGAUAUAGCAUGGCCCUCACAUGUGAGGAAGCUACUUAACACUAGUUACUCUCAAAAUGAAGGACCCGGAAUGAAAAAUCUGUGUCCAAACAAGUCCUCUUUAGAUUUUAGCACAAAUCCAGAGCCAGCGUCAGUUGCCUUGAGUAAUUCUUUCAUGGGUACAUUUGGAAAAGCUCUCAGGAGACCUCACCUAGAUGCCUAUUCAAGCUUUGGACAGCCAUCAGAUUGUCAGCCAAGAGCCUUUUAUUUGAAAGCUCAUUCUUCCCCAGACUUGGACUCUGGGUCAGAGGAAGAUGGGAAAGAAAGGACAGAUUUUCAGGAAGACAAUCACAUUUGUACCUUUAAACAGACUUUAGAGAACUACAGGACUCCAAAUUUUCAGUCGUAUGACUUGGACACAUAGACUGAAUGAAAGGAAAAGCUUAACAUACUACCUCAAGUGAACUUUUAUUUAAAAGAGAGAGAAUCUUAUGUUUUUUAAAUGGAGUUAUGAAUUUUAAAAGGAUAAAAAUGCUUUAUUUAUACAGAUGAACCAAAAUUACAAAAAGUUAUGAAAAUUUUUAUACUGGGAAUGAUGCUCAUAUAAGAAUACCUUUUUAAACUAUUUUAUAACUUUUUUUAAUGCAAAAAAGUAUCUUACAUAAAUUAAUGCUAUAAAUCAUGAUUAUUUUAUGUAUUUUUAUAAUGCCAGAUUUCUUUUUAUUGAAAAUGAGUUACUAAAGCAUUUUAAAUAAUAUCUGCCUUGUACCGUUUUUUUAAAUAGAAAUUACUUCAUUAUGUUUUGCACAUUAUAUUUAAUAAAAUGUGUCAAUUUGAUGCCAA